AUGUCGGUGUUUGUGGUUUGCGUGCUCGUGCGAUCAAUUCUUUCCAAGCUCUCAAUUCUGUUCCCAGCGAUCACUAAGGUUUAUGAAACUUUCCCGAAAGGUCACCAGCUAUUCUUCUCGCGAGGACAUGCACGAAAAUACGUCCUUUCAUACAUAUUUACAGUAAGCCUUGCUAUCAACUCUCGUCUUACAUGCCUUGGAAACUUGUUACAAUUCUUGUGGUGUUUCUUGCGGAAUACAUUCGUGACUUUAAGUCUCUCUGAAGCCUCUCUCUAUCUGUACCCAGUCUUCGCUCCUCUCAACUACAUGCAUCUAAUCGCUGAAGACCAUCCAUUACAAAUACACUGUACAGCUCCUAUCGAUCUUUCGAGCCCUAUUCCGUACAUCGAAUUACUCCACCCAACCCUCAGAAUAUCCUCUCGCUCAAGCUCGGACUUUUUCUCUUCCCCACUUCUAAUCCUCCCACCAAUUCCGUCCCAGAUCUACCAGUAG
This is a messenger RNA of Cadophora gregata, 492 nucleotides long. RefSeq lists its product as uncharacterized. Lineage: Eukaryota; Fungi; Ascomycota; Leotiomycetes; Helotiales; Ploettnerulaceae. The coding region runs from base 1 to 492 and encodes 163 amino acids. The record is from RefSeq and is a predicted model, not a curated record. The transcript has a single exon.